Dentiscutata erythropus is the source of this 642-nucleotide messenger RNA. NCBI's taxonomy places the organism in Eukaryota, Fungi, Glomeromycota, Glomeromycetes, Diversisporales, Gigasporaceae. The record is from the annotation of a GenBank genome assembly.
AUGAAUUCUUCAUAUGACAAAUCAACUUAUGUUCAAUUCACACUGAUUACAUCAGAUGUGAAAACGUCCAAAUCCAUACAUUCUCUCUAUAACGAAUUAUUGAACAUACGUCCUCAAUACCCCUUAAAAUUACCGAUAGAAGAAUUGGUAGCACCCGCUCGAAGUUCGAGACGCGCGUCUCAGUACUUAGAAAAAAAAACAAAAAACACCCCACCAAGGCCGCCAAAUCGUUAUCUCUUGUUUCGAAAAGAUUUUCUCGCAAACCUUCAAUCAGAAGGAAAAAAUCUUGAUACUAAGGAGGUUUCAAGUAAAACUUCAAAAAAAUGGAAAGAACUUAUACCUCCUUAUAUUUAUUUUUUCCAAACUCUCGCUGAAUUAGCAAAAGAAAUUCACAGAGUAACGUACCCAGGAUAUAGGUAUAUCCCUCGAAAACAAAGAAUUCGUACUGCCGGAUCGGUUUCGGACGCCGAUCAGUCUUCAGAUCCCCUUUAUGAAGGGGCAUUCGAAAUUUCAUUUAAUACAAACGUGUAUGUUUCAACCGAAAAAAUGACAAACGAUUACGAUGAGAAUUAUAAUCAAAUACUCUCGGAAUUUACGAAACAUAAUGAGAGUUUUGACUCUGAAUAUAUAUAUCUAUCUUAG